CUAAAACUAAGUCCCGCCCAUUUUAGAACUAACGAACCAUAUGAUUUUUCAUUCUACUCGAAUUAUUUCAUUUCUAUUCUACAAGACGAAGCUCGUGGGCAAAAGUACAGUCUAGAAAGGCAGCAAGCGCACUGGGUUUCGAGACGCAGUGAGUCUGUGCUGCUCAUUUGCACUCAUAUAUCGGUCCGCUCGCUAAUGCUGGAGGAACUAACGGUAAACCUGUUAAAACCCAUUUCUGCAGCUUCACGUCCGACUGAAUCCAAUGUGUGGUGUUCAUCCGGGAUUCUGGAGUGAUUUGAAGAGAAGUUUGAGCUCUUUCUGUUUUUACUGGAGCUCAUGUUAGCCUGCUAGCUCUUUAAUCCGUGUUUAUAAACCUGAUCAAGUCAACAUGAAGAUUACUGUGGAUUUCGAGGAAUGUCUCAAGGAUUCUCCCAGAUUCAGAGCCACUAUCGAGGAGGUGGAGGGCGACGUCUGUGAGCUCGAGUCCAAACUAGAUAAGCUGGUGAAACUAUGCAUUGGGAUGAUAGAUGCUGGAAAAGCGUACAACACGGCCAACAGACAGUUUGUGAAUGGGAUUCAGGAGUUGGCACAGCAGUCUGCCAAAGAUGAUGUCAUCGAGUCCAGUCUGAGCAAGUUUGCUGAGAAUCUUCAAGAGAUGAUCAACUAUCACACAAUUUUAUUUGACCAAGCACAACGAUCAAUCAAAUCACAGCUCCAGGCAUUCAUUCAAAAGGACCUUCGGAAAUUUAAAGAAGCCAAGAAACAGUUUGACAAAGUGAGCGAGGAGAAAGAAGCAGCCCUGUCCAAAAAUGCCCAGGUGCCUCGAAACAAACAGCACGAGGUGGAGGAGGCCACCAACAUCCUCAUCGCCACGCGCAAGUGCUUCCGCCACAUCGUCCUGGACUACGUGCUGCAGAUUAAUGUGCUGCAGUCCAAGAGACGAUCAGAAAUCCUCAAUUCGAUGCUGUCUUUCAUGUACGCCCACCUGACCUUCUUCCAUCAAGGUUAUGAUCUGUUCAGUGAACUACAGCCCCUCAUGAAACAAUUGACCGGACAGCUGGACCAGCUGGUGAUGGACUCCACAAAAGAAAGGAAAGAUAUGGAGAUGAAACACUCGACUAUUCAACAGAAGUUGUUAACCUGCUCUGUCUUCUUUUCUGACUGCUCAUAUGAGGCCGUGCUGAAGGACUUCUCAAAUGAUGACACCAAGCUGGAGUACAACGUGGACGCAGAGAAUGGGAUCGCCAUGGAGGGAUAUCUGUUCAAGAGAGCCAGCAAUGCCUUCAAAACCUGGAACAGGCGGUGGUUCUCAAUUCAGAACAAUCAGCUUGUGUACCAAAAGAAAUUUAAGGAUAACCCUACGGUUGUGGUGGAAGACCUGCGCUUGUGCACCGUCAAACACUGCGAGGACAUCGAGCGCAGAUUCUGCUUCGAAGUGGUUUCUCCAACAAAGAGCUGUAUGAUGCAAGCGGACUCUGAAACACUCAGGCAGGCCUGGAUCAAAGCCGUCCAAAACAGCAUCGCCACAGCCUUCAGGGACAGAGCAGAGGACGCCGAGAUGGACAGAAAGUGGUCUGCAUCUACAGGCAGCCUGGAGUCUGGCGGCGAGGUGAAGGAGAGGAGUCUGAAGGGCGAGAGCGCGCUGCAGAGGGUCAUGGCCAUCGGCGGGAACAGCAUCUGCUGUGACUGUGGGCAGCUGGAGCCACGCUGGGCCAGCAUCAACCUAGGCAUCACGCUCUGCAUCCAGUGCUCAGGCAUACACAGGAGUCUUGGCGUUCAUUUCUCGAAGGUCCGAUCUCUGACGCUGGACACGUGGGAGCCUGAGCUGCUCAAGCUGAUGUGUGAGCUGGGAAAUGGUGUCGUCAAUCAGAUCUACGAGGCUCGACGAGAGGAAUUAGGAGCCAGGAAACCACAACCAGGAGAUCCCAGGCACGAGGUGGAGGCCUACAUCAGAGCCAAGUACGUGGAGCGCAGGUUUGUGCAGAGGCUCUCUGAAGACGAGCUCAGACAGAAGGUUUUAGCACUGAGUAAACAAGAUAAUGCUCUCAGCGGCGGUUCUUCACGAGGAGCGUCAGCGUCGAAUCCCCGUCCGCCGUCCCCUUCCUCAGCGAACCACGAGUCUCUCUUCUGUGUAGACGAGCUCGAUUCUCUCUUCUCCUACUUUAACACCUCCGCCAAGCCCUGCUGUCUGAAGAGCUCAGACGGUGACGUGCAGAGCCUCACAGAUGGCAGCAGAGAGACGCUGAGUUCAAGCUCUUCCUCCAGCAACACAGGUCUGUAUUGUGUAUUGUGUCCAGGACCCAGAUUGUGUGACGGUUCUCAUCAGAAGCUGAUCGUGUGUCCUCCAGAGCCUCACGAGGAGAGUUCAUCUGAAGAUGUGCAGGUGUUCUGCGAGCCGAAGCAGCUGACGCCGGGUCUGCAGCUGUACUGGGCGUCGUUCUCCCGCAGUCUGCCGGACAUGACCCAAGCUCUCGCCCACGGAGCAGGAGUCAACUGGACCAACACGGAGCACGAGAACAGGACGCCACUCAUCAUGGCCGUUCAUGGGGGGUCUCUGGUCACCUGUGAGUUCCUGCUCCAGAAUUCAGCCAGUGUCAACCAGCAGGACAGUCUGGGCAGAGCACCUCUACAUCACGCCACUAUCCUGGGUCACACCGGGCAAGUGUGUUUAUUUCUGAAACGGGGAGCCAAUCAGAAUGCAGCAGAUGUAGAGAAUCAAACGCCGCUUUCAAUCGCGGUCGAGGCUGCAAAUGCUGAUAUUGUCACGCUGCUUCGGCUGGCCAAGAUGAACGAGGAGAUGCGUGAAUCAGAAGGUCUGUGUAGUCAGUCAGGAGAUGAGACGUACCAGGACAUCUUCCAAGACUUCUCGCAGAUGGCAUCGAAUGACCCAGACAAACUCAACCGCUACUGAGGUGUAUCUCACCACAACAACCUCCUCAGAACUGCAUUGAUUCAAAU
Carassius carassius (crucian carp) is the source of this 2958-nucleotide messenger RNA. Its product is annotated as arf-GAP with coiled-coil, ANK repeat and PH domain-containing protein 2-like. Gene Ontology annotation, cellular component: cytoplasm. The record is from RefSeq and is a predicted model, not a curated record. The transcript has 24 exons. Bases 389 to 2911 code for a protein of 840 amino acids. Gene Ontology annotation, molecular function: GTPase activator activity; protein binding. NCBI's taxonomy places the organism in Eukaryota, Metazoa, Chordata, Actinopteri, Cypriniformes, Cyprinidae.